AUGGAAGUUACCGAUCUGUAUACAGAUUUGUGCGACGGAAAGCGCUUAAUGAAGCUGCUUGAAAUUAUAUCAAACGCCAAGCUUGGAAAGCCAAACAAAGGUGUUCUUCGUGUGCAGAAAAUCGAAAAUGUCGGAAGAGCGCUUGCGUUUAUCAAGUCGAAGGUUCAUCUGGAGAAUAUUGGAGCAGAAGACAUCGUAGACGGCAACCCUACCCUCAUUCUUGGCCUUGUUUGGACAAUUAUUCUGAGAUUUCAAAUCGAAGAAAUUAUGCUUCAAAUCGAAGCUGAGAAGGCGGGCCCUAAAAUGUCUGCAAAGGAAGCCCUUUUGCUCUGGUGCCAGCACAAAACCAAGGGGUAUGAGCACGUUGACGUGAAGGACUUCUCGACCUCCUGGAGGGAUGGAAUGGCAUUCGGUGCCCUUUUGCACAGCCACGAGCCGUCGACCAUCGACAUGUCGCAACUGAAGCCUGAGAAGCCCAUUGAAAAUCUCACCAUCGCGUUCAGGGUGGCGAAUGAGUGCUUUGAAAUCCCACAAAUGCUGGAUCCCCAGGACGUGAAUGUUCCCAAACCUGACGAAAGAUCGAUCAUGACGUACGUAUCUUCGAUGUAUCAAAUUUUAAACAAACGCAGAAACAAGAACAAAAAUGCUCAUCGUGUUGGAAAGACAAUCAACCAGGCUAUUCAACUAAGUAGCAAAAUCAACCAGUAUGAGGUCGGCGUCAGAAACUUACUACAGUGGAUUCGAAACAAGACAGCAUUCUUUCAGCAGUCAACCCAGCAUCUUCCACUCACUCUCGAAGAGGUCACCAAGUCCCUCUCCGACUUCAUUCAAUAUCGACGCGUGGAGAAGUCUGAAAAGUAUGAGGAGCGAACGCAGCUUGAGGCACUCCUGUUCACAAUCUCCCUGCUCGCGAAGGAACUGAGGGCCAAGCCAUACGUGGUGACUGACCCACAGCUCAAAUUGACUGCGAUCAGCAGCGCCUGGCAAAAUCUCGAAACAGCCGAACACGACUACGAGACGGCAGUUCGCGAUGCCUACCUCAGAUUGGAAAAGUUGGAGCGAUUGGUAAGGCGAUUUGAAAACAGAGCCAAGCUACGAGAAGAAUGGUUAGACGAAAUGGAAGGAUUAUCCGAACGCCUGCAAAAGCUUCCUGGAACACAGGCCGGCGCUGCUCGUAAGGCCGAGGCACUGCGAGUGGAUAUUGAGAGCAAAGAGAAGCGUUUCCGAGAUUUGGACAGUAUGGCCGCGGAAAUAGCCAAACAUACCUAUUACAAGCGUGGUGGUGAAAUACAGCAGCGGAACGCGGCCAUUCAGACACGUUGGGGUGCCUUGAGCGGACCGAAGAUGCGUGCUCUUCUGGCCCGACUCGCGUUUCCGCAAACGCGGGCUGAUCUUUUGGAGCAGCUGGAGGUCAUUACAAACAACAUCCAAGAACUAGAGAAACAACUAACACAGCCAACAAAAGGCGAACUAGACGCGAAGAGGAACAACGAAGACUCGAUCACAUUUGAAGUGUUUCAAGCUGCUCUGGAUCGUCAUCGCCUUGCCGAGGCGGAGUUUUUGCCUCUCGAAAGAAGGACUUUUCAGAUCCGGAAUGCCAUUGAGAAGUUGUGGGACAACGCGCCGCCAAUGCCGAACGCAGAUCAAGAAAAAGCAGGAGACCUUCAAAAGUGUCAGGCGUCCAUUGACCUCUGGAACAGGGUCGCCGACCAAAGUCGAAUCAGAAGGUCCAAGUUGGAGGCCAUCAGUUCCAGCUACGGUAUUUCUGCAAGCCUCAUCCAAGAAAUGAAAUGGGUGACAGGAAAGAUAGACUUUCUAGCCAGCACUGCAGCCCAGACAAAGGAUCCGAAAAAUGCUCGAGAUCUGCAGUUGGCUCAGAGACUGUGCAAAAAACAUCAGGCUUUGGAAAAUGAGGUUAUGGCCCACGAACCGAUUUGGGGUGACUUGAAACGGUCGACAGAGCAGUUUCUUAACUCGCGAUCAACAGCAGGCAGUCUCAAUGAGGACCAGUUGGGUGAUACGCGUGACAUUAUAAGGCGUCAGCUCGCCGGUGUCGUGUCGUCCUGGAACCACCUGAAACAGGAGAUGAAGAAUCGUCAAGAGGCCCUCAACGAGUGUCUGGAGUCUGCUCAGUUCUACGCCGAUGCUGACGAGGCCUCGCGGUGGAUCAACGAGAAAAUCCACCUCGUCAAGACUGCAGGAAUUCUCGCUCACUCACUUACCGAAGACCGCGAAUUGGACCAAGCAAUGAAAAUGUGUGGACCAGACUCUAGUUCCACAAUGGCCCAAAAAAAGCGUUUAAGCAAUCUGGAAACCGAAAUAGAAGCCUUUCAAUCAAAUGAUCUGCAACGGUUGAAGUACUUUUCUACAGUUCUGCGCAAGCCAAUGAACAACCGAGUUUUGAAGUCAGAGCUACUUGAUCAAGGGAAGGCUGAUGAAAGUUCGGAUAUCGACAGCGACAAUGAGUCCUCAUCAGAUGCAAGAAAAGGUGCCUCGACACUACCGAAGAUUACUGAGGGCCGUGCACAAGCCGUGGCGCGCUACACUGCUAGAGAUCCGGCCGGGAGAGAUAUUGACUUGGAGAAGGGCGAGAUUGUCGCGGUAAUUGCCUGCACCAACGCCGACUGGUGGCACAUACGAAGGAACGUGAGGAGCCAGCGUAACGAGGGUUAUGUGCCGUCAAACCACCUGAAACUCCUGGAGGCACCAGUUACCAGACGCACUAGUUCUACAAAGGACGCUCUGAAGGCGGUCAAACGGGAGGCCACGCGGGGCUUGAGCAUUCGCAGAGCACCGUCAGCUCGAACAAGCAAUCAGCUGCACUUUGACCGCGAGAACAUUCAGCGGUGCGAAAAGAAGGUGGAGGACGAAUUUUCUAAUCUUCUAAAAUGUGUUGAGUCUGACCAGCUUUUGCGAGAUGGUCGAAACAUGAAAAACCACGGCUCUAGCGGACUGCAUAUUGAGACAACUCUUGAAGAGAUAUCAAAGGGAGUUCCUCUGCUAGCGGAAGUCAACGAGCUAGCAGACAUGUUAACCGGUGUUAUAAAACCUUCCGAUCGCUUCAUGUACAAGCGAGCCAAUGGUGAGCUGUAUUACAAGAACCUAGCUAAAAGAAGAAUGGAGGACAUCCAAGCACAGUGGGAUGAUCUGAAUAAGCAGAAAACGGCAUUGGAAGCCAAGGUCGGGAGUUCUGGAAGCUUGGAACAGUUUGAGAAACAAGCAGAAACUCUGGAGAUACUGCUGUGUGACCGUAUUGCUCAACUUGAGGGCAUGUCAAUGACAUCUCCAAAUGCGGAUGCAAUCAACCAACUUUUACACCGAGUGAAAGCCCUGCUGGAUAAAAAGGAGGACGCCUACAGCCUCGCUGCGGCUCAUUCUUCCAUAAAGGGGAAAAUAGCUGAUUUGGAGGGGAAACUAAACGAUGCCGAGGAACAAAUCGGCACACUGGGUCCAAGGGGUGAGAUUUCCGCAAGUCAGUCGAUCUUUCAAUCCCUGCUUCCACCUGAUGUGCUGCGACAGCAGUUAAUAAAGGCGGAUGAUUUGGACGACGAUCUCAAUCUCUAUGACGUUGCCGCAUCGGAGUUGUGUGAUCAGGUUCGUGGGCUUCCGCAGAAUAGUCAAGAGAGAAGAAAACUCUGCGAUGCAGCCGAUGGCCUUGUGCUGCGAAACGAGGAACUAAAACGGGCCCUAGAAGGCAAAAAAGACAACCUGGACAGCGCCGUCAAAGCUCAGAACCUUGCUAAAGCCCUCGGUACAAUAGAAAGCAAUAUAAAGGAACUGGAUAUGCGCCUGCAAAUGACGGAGCCACUUGCAACCCAAACCGAUGUUGACAGAGAGAAGCGUCGGGUUGCUGGGUUGAAGAUCGAACUGAUGAAAAACUCGACGGCCAUUGGAGUUAAUGAGCAGCGAGUCAAUGAUGCCGGUCUGCCAAAAGACUAUGCCGACCCAUUGUUGGGUAAGUGCAAGGCACUUCGUGCUGCAGUCGGUGAGGUCAUGAAGAAGGCUAAUGACCGCGAAGCGGAGCUCCAGUUGGUCAUGGCCCAUGUCAACUUCCACGACGACGCGGGAGACCUUGACACGUGGCUGGACGAGAAGGAGGCAGCAGUGCAGGCUGUCCGGACGCCGACUGAUUCUGCGGUGGGUGGUAACAGUCCUAUGGAUAACCUACGACAGAUUCGAGGGUGGAUCAAGAAACUGGGCGCCAUCGAUUCAGAACUAACCGCAAACGAUAAGGCUAUCAACGACUUAAGGGAUCGGUCAAACCGUCUACCCGCAUGUUCGGACGCCAGAAAUUUCCCUGAACCGAAAAAGAGAGCUCAGGGAAUUGCCGACCGUCUCUCUGCGCUCCAUAAAUCCAUCGAUAAGAAGCUGAAUGAUCUGGCAAACCAGGAAUCCGCGGCUGAAUUUAGCAACGAUGCGGACCAACUCAUCAAGGCUACCGUGGUCGCUCCCCAGCAAGCUGCAAUUCCGGAGGAGGAUAUUGAUGAGGCGGCGAAAUCUUCGGUGCCUCGAAACCUUGCAGAAGCUCUCGGUGCUUUGAACGAUGCUCAGAGACGCAAGCAGAUGCUCCUAGCCGAUCUCGACAGGUUGAAGGACUUGGAGGACAGAGCGAAGGAGGCUGGCGCUUACACUCCUGAAUUGGCAGCCCAAUUGGAGAAAGAACGCGAUAGGCUGCGUAAACAGCUUCGAGAUUUGGAUGACGAAGUCAAGCGUGAUAAGGACUUGGUGGAUUGGUACAAAUCAGCCGAUGAGAUGAACGCUCUCAAGGACUGGGCCGACGACCAGACACAGCAGGUUGAGGGCGACUUGAAGAGGAAAAUCUCCAUUAGGCAACCACAAGCACAAGAUGCACAAAGAAGAAAUCAUGAGCGACUUCAAAAUGAGGUGAAAAGGCGGGACCCGAGGGUUCAGCAGCUUUUAGAUCCAAAACAGCGGCAGAUACCCGACUGUUUGGUCGGUGACCCGAUCGCAGAAAGUGUGCGCCCGAACCUUUCGCAAAGUUGGGCGGACCUCGGAAGAGCGCUUGGAAAGCAGUCGGCAAAGCUGGAUGCCGAGGCCUCCAAUCUGGGUCUCCUGGGCGAAAUGGCGGACCUCACCAACGCGAUCAACGCCAAAGCAGCCGACGUGGAUAAUUUGGUCGAUACCAAGUCAAGCCACACUCUUGAUUCUUCUAUCAAGAGACUCCUUGAUGCCGAGAAGAACUUAAAAGAAAUCGAGCCAAAAGUAGAUAAUCUGGAGCGUCGUGUGAACAAGGAAUUGUCCUCUACGAAUAUCCAGCCCAAUUUCGUGAAACCACUGAAGAACGGUAGGGAUGACAUGAAGGGAGCACUCGGCGACCUCAAGGACAAGGUGAAUUCGGCGAAGAGAAGCCUGUAUUUCCAAAAGCGUAUCCGUUCUUUCGACGAGCUGGCAGAGGACCAGCAACAGGACAUCACGCAGGCUCUCGCCUUCGUCAGUGCCAUUGAUAUUGGCGAUGACCCUGAACAGACUGAGAAACUCAAAUCACGCUGGCAGACUUUUCUGGCCGAUCUACCAAAGCUCGUGGAUCGUGUUGACGAUUGUUUGGCCGAGGGCAAUGCUCUCUCAAAUGACCUGGAGGUCCUACUGAAUCCCAAGUCGAGGGCACCACUAGCGACGCAGCACCGCACUCCCGACGGCACCGACGCUUCGUUUGGGCUCACCAUUACCCAGAUGGCGAUGCAGCCCCAAAUGACCUACCCACUGUGCAACGAGCAUUUUAACCAAAUGUGGGAAGACUUGAUGGAGCUAAUUAAGAGCCGAAGUGCACACCUGACCGCUCUUAACGCAGUGGUCCCAAAGAGCACCUCGACGCUGGAUGCACAGGUGAAGAAACACGAGGUUUUGGAGGUCGAGGUUGUUCAAAUGCAGCAGCAAGUCGAUGAUGUGAUGCGUGCUGGACAAGAGUUGCUGGCACACCUUCGAGGCUCCAAGCCCCAAGGAGAAAAACGGCGUUCCAAAACAGAGACCCAGGUGAUGGACCGCCUUGCGCGUCUUUCAGAAGCCUGGAAGGACAUUAACGUCAAAAUGGCGGAAAGACGGAAGCGGCUCAACGAUUGCAGUCGAUAUUUACAAUUCUGUGAAAAGGUUCGAGAUUUCCUUUUCUGGUGCGAUUCGGCGGAGCAUGAGAUAAGCACGAUCGAACCAAUAGCUAAAACAGCCACCGAAGUGUUUGUCACAGUUGGCCAAAAGCUGUCCGCAAGCCAAAUGAACGGAACCACUAAGGGACCCGAUUCCAUCGACUGCAGCCAGGCCGAACUUCUGCAGGCCAAUUAUUUACGAAUGUCCGAAGAACUACAACACCACUGGAAGCCGACGUCCAUGCAACUGGUGGCUGAGGCGGAAUCCAUGAUUGACGGGAACCACUACGCGGCUGGUGAUCUUAAGAACAAGGUGGAUCAAAUGGUGGUGGCCCAGCGUUCGGUAGAAGAUGGUUUGAAAAAUUACAAUAGAUGGGUUCUACAGCUCCUUGACUUACUUCUGUUAAGGCGUGAGAUUUCUAAAUUCAUUGGUCAGACGGCGGUCCAAAAAGCUCGAAUCGAAGCGAUAAUGCAGGAGUGCAGCAGUUAUCCCACCACUCCAAAAUCCUCCAGCUGCGACAGGCUUGUUUCAAGCUUCGAUGUCACAAGCAUGCAACGGAGAACUGAGAAUAUUGUCAAGUCUAUGCAAACGAACGAGGACAAGGUCGCAUCGUUGGUGUCAGCGGCUAAUUUAAUGAUUCAAAAGAAACAUUAUGCCUCCAAACAAAUCCAUGAGGUGAUCAGCAGAAUGCAGACUGCCAGGGCUUCAGUCAAGCAGAUGUGCGCCGACCAACUGGAGAGCCUCAACCGUCGCCUCAGCCAGGUAAUGUGGGAAGAAGACGCCGACGACGUAGAAGGAUGGCUCACGGAACGAGAAGGCGAACUGAAGAAUCUCAUGAAGACGCCGAAAACUGAAAAUAUGUGCGAAUUCAGUGGGAGAGAGAAGACUUACAAAGAGGGCGAGGUCGCAGUUAUAACCCAGCUUCAAAUCCUCCAACGCCGGAGCAAGUUUCAGACUUCGAUAUUAAGCCAUAAGGAGCACAUUGAGGAUUUACUGAACCGUGGAAGGAAACUGGCGGAAAUAAAUAGGAAAAUAAGUGGGAAAGACGUGAGUCCUGUUGGAAAACGAAUUGACGAUCGCUGCAACGAAAUUAACCAACGCUGGAAGAACCUUGUGGCCUCCAUGGCCUCCACAGCUGCCGUACUGGAGGCCUCUCGCGACAUUUUACGAUACCAAAGCGAGGCCGACGCAAUGGAACGAUGGCUGCGAGAAAAGGACAUUCUUUUAUCCAAAGGUGAUUUGGGAUGUGAUUACGACCACUGCAUAAUGCUGAAAGACAAAGUAAACGAACCGGCCGCAGGAAAAAUUGUUAACGAUGCCACAAUCCGCGAGUUCAAAACCCUUGCUAGUAAGAUUGCCCAUGCCCUACGAAAGCCCACAUCGGGAGCUCACGAUUCUGUUGUGGCUUUGAGCAAGCAAACUGCUGAUUAUGUGGAUGGACGCACGGCGGAUAUUUGCGACCGGUGGAAACGCGUUGAGGCGAACCUUGCAAAGUACUCCGACCAACUCUGUCAAGCCGCAAAAAUCCACGAGGUGAUCAACAAAAUCGAUGGUCUGCUCCUGCAAGUCAACGACCGCAAGGCCAAGGCUGCCAUGAGAGACGACCUCAACAAGCCUUUGAGUGUCUCUGAACUGGAGGCGCUCCUAAGGGCUACUGCGACUGCAGAACGGGAUUUGAGUGCCAUUAAAACGGAGACAAAUAAGCUCAAGGAGGGGGCAGGUCAGUUGAUAAAAUCCUUCUCGCGAACCACACCCAACCAGCAGACAGACGCGCUGAUACGGCAGAUAAAUAGUAAAAUAGAUCAGUUAGAGGCAGUUACACAAGAGACGACGAGACUUCUGGGAGAACGCAGGGAGUUGAUUGAAUCUAAGUUGGCAGCUCAAAGAAUUCUUGAGGGUUGCCACCAGCUUGCAGAUUGGUCGAAUGCCGUAGUGAAGGAGCUUCAGCCUCACAUUGUUGGUGCCGCUAUGGCUGGUUUGACAGGCAAAAUGGCCGGUUUGCUGGCCGCCAAAACAGGCAAGACGGAGGACCAAGGCGCAGAGGAGAGGCGCAUAGCGUUUAUCGGUCGUCUGCGACGCCGACUCACCGACUGCCAGUCCGAACUCCCACUGAGGCGACAGCAACUCGCCCGACUGCAGACACAGUCACAGCAGCUCAAGGCUGCGACCGUGGAAAGGAAGGCCAUUCCAGAAGAGCUGGCGAAAGCCGAUGAAGCAUUGAAAAGGGCUGCAGACGUCCUAAAGCGAUUGGAGAUCCAAGUUGACAUUGAGGAGAAACGACAGAAUCUUGCAGCCGCAGGGAAGCAGGAAGAAAACUGGAUUAACUCAGUGAAAAGUCAGGCCCAACAGGCUGUGAACAGCGCACUACGUGGUCUUAGGACAGACUCCGAUAGCAGCUGCGAGGAGGAGGAGCAGCCGAUUAUUGUGGCAUCCACAAGCGACGCACAACAAUCCUCUGCACCGCCUUCGGACAUUUCCCCAAACACUUGCCUGUCGUUGCUUGAUUCCUUGGCUUCGAGUCUCGAAGAUCGCAAAACACUGAAGAACCAGUUUGAUGAACUCCAGAAGUGUCAUGCAGAAUCGGACGCGGUGAAAGAGAUCUAUACUCCAGAGGAGGUGAACGAGGACCGUCAGUUGCUCGACAGGACUCAAGCAAAGACCGCUCAGACAGGACAGUUUAUCACUCAAAUGCGCGCUCAAAUAGCCGCGCGUGCGGAGUGUGAUAAUUGGUUCGUGUCGGCUAAUGAAAGCCUCCAGUGGCUAAGAGACAGUCGUGAGUUGGCUGCCGCUACAUACGAUUGGCGAGUUACGCUGAAGCGAUUCGGAGAAAACAUUGCAGGCUCUGAGAAGGAUCAAACUUGUGGUCCAAAAGGCACAGGGGGAAUGACGCGGAAGAUUGCUGCUCAUCGCCGCUUCUUAGUCGAUGUUGAAGUUGGCCUUGAAAUGGUGGAUCGCCUGUGUGAAAAGGGCCAAGAGUUGCGAAAAUUGAAUCCAAAGAAGGAUGCCAAAUUCAGUCGCAUGAUAAAUGACUUGAAGGCAGCAGCAGCGGACCUGCGUGAGGUCUGCAAGGAACGCACUCAGCGGCUCAACGAGGCGCAUGAACUUGUGCAGUGGGGUCAACAGAUGGAUGAGGCCAAACAGACCGCUGCACUCACAGAGAGCCAUCUCAUGUCUGAUGACUACCAGAUGGGUGAAAAUGGAUUGAAACGGCUGCUCGAGAAAUACGAGGUUGUAGCCCGAGACAUUCAGGAGACCCAGGCUGCCAGGGCCGAUGGCCUUGUGAAGCGAGCACGCGAAGCGGAGAAGAGAGGACACUUUGCUGGCAGCAAGAUGGUCCAGGAGGCGCAGGAGCUGGAGAGCAUGGUGAAGGUGACGCUGCCACAGCUGGUCCAGGCCCACAUCCAGGCGACUCGGAUUAUGAUCACCUGGCGGCGACUCGAAAAGGACAUCCGAGUGGAAAAUGAUUGGCUCAAGGAGCAGCUUAGUAAUCCGCUGCUUGACAUUGGGAAACAAGGUAAUCUCAACUAUGAAACCUCGUCCAGACAGCUCAAACUGCUCUCCGAGAUGGCUUCCAGGUUGGCAGCCCAAAACCCCAAAAUAGACGAGGUCGUGGAUGCCGUAACGCGAUUGGUCAAUUCUGAUUCUGGGGAGGCGAAGACGAUUCUGGAGGAUUUAGAUACCCUUCAGGUGGCGUCUCGCUCUGCGAACCAACUAAUGAGCCUAAAAUCGGAAUUGGACUCAAGAAUCGGUACUGCCGGUGGUUACUUAAUCAGCCAGUUCAUGUUUCUUCAGUGUGCUCACGAAAUUCAUGAGGCGGAAGAAUGGAUCAAGGCACACAUGUUCCCAGCUUCAAAGUUAGCCCCAUUAACUGAUUCUAGUGGCACCAAGGCAGCCAAUCAGAACGUCUCGCGCCUUCGCGGUGACUUAUCAGCCUUUCUGCGUACAACGAUUGGUCCGUUAUCUGCGCGGUUUCAACGACCUUCCUUUGUCGAUGACACAGGUGACGUCAGUAAGACCCGUCAUCAAGAAGCAUAUCGGAAUGUUGUUGGUGAAGACCUCCGGAAGCUCAUUCUAAAGCACCAAGGUGACACCGAGUACCAGCAGCCGAAAGACAUCAGGACCAACUUAAACCGAGAAAUGUCUCAGCUUUUGUUGCACUUCGAUGUACUAACGAAAUAUUUGGAGCUAAUUGAAUUGCGGCUGAGGCUGAGAAUCGGGAUGUUUUCGUACAAUACCCAAGCGGACGAGUUCAACAAAUUUCUUUCCAGUCUUGAAGAAGAUAUAAACAGCCGAUACUAUGGAGUAGAUUUGGAGGAGUGCGAGAUCCUUUUGGCCAAAUUCGUCGAUCGACUGGAGAGCACAUCCAAUUCUGGAACCUCUCAAUUGACAAACUUGACAAAGAGCGCCCAGCAACUCACAGACAGUGCUGAUGAGCUGAUGGACAAAAUUGAUACAGAAAAGCAAAAGGCAGAAAAAGCUAGCGAGUGGAUUCCUGUAGCGAAAGAACUUCGUGAUCUUGGCAGUAGCAUCAAGGUGGACACGAAAGCUAUCCAAGAAAGACAAGCCGAACUUACACAGAAGUGGGCUACAACCAGAACAGGCAUGAAAACUAGAAAGGAGGCUCUCCAGUCGGCGAUACAAAUUCACACCUACAUAUCUGAUGUGAAUGACUUGCUGGAGUGGAUUGCCUCGAAGUCUCCUGAGGCACGCGACAACAAAAUUGGCAUCGCCCUACUUAGCAGAGUUGCAAGUAUGCAAACGAAACAGGCAGAAUUGAAUCUGCAGAGCGCCGCUGGCCUUGAAAAGGCUCUCAACGCACAGGAGAAACUGCGUCGUGAAAUCAACGCCAUGCAGAAACAGGUGGACAAACAGGAGAACGAGCAGCGACGUCUCAGCCAGGAAUUCCCGGACCGGGCUUCAGAGAUCAAGCACCACUGGUCGGACCUACAGGCGGCAUGGAUGGCCCUCCAGAAAACCGUCUCGGCCGACCGCCAACGGCUGACCGAAGCCCAAAGGGUCACGCAGUGGCAGACGCGAUGCCAACUGCUCAGUGGCUGGGCCAGCGAGCGCCGACUUGCAAUGUUAUCGGUUCGUGAGAUUCCCACAAGCCUCGCUGAGGCGCAGCACCUCUUGAGUGAGCACCAGGAAAUUCGCAUGCAAAUAAGCAAACGUAAUCCCGAAAAGGAAGAAGUUAUUAGGUCGGGUCAGGAUCUAGCCACCUCGAUUCCCUCCUCAAAAAUCGUUAUCCAGAAGUCAAUUGAACAACUGGAUGCUGCCUGGUCUCAAAUGCAAUCAGUGUGGUCAUCUCGAAACGGUCUUUAUGAGAAAAAUGUGGACCUGAGGAAAUUAUUCGCGGAAAUGACCGAGCUCGAAGCCUGGCUAGACGAUCAGGAACUUCGUCUUAAGAGUUCGGCUGACGUUAUUUCAAAGGAUGCCUCGCCUGAAAGUGUUGAACAGGCACUCUCCAACCACAUGGACAUCGAAAAAGCCAUCGAGGACGCCAAGGGACGAUUCGAGGCAAUUAAACGAAAAACUAUAAUGGAGACGCUUAAGUUUGAAAUGCUCAAAUUUAUUACAAGACGCGGCGAAGGCAGUUCUGUCGGUGAUCAGCCGUUUUCGGACGCACGCGUUGCUGCAAUUCAACGACGUGAGACCUCUAAGAUUAACCGCAACAGGUCUAAAUUAUCGGUUCCUGCUGCAAGCACAGUGCAUAAGACAAGUCAGGAUCAUCUCCAAUCGAUAUUUGGUACCAUGGCACCAAUUGAACCGACCAAUGAGCAAAGUGUGCAACAAUCAGCCCCUCCUGUUCACGAUUUUUCCACAUCCUCAGGCCAAAAUGAUUCCUUCGGCAUGACAAGUACACGAUACAUGCAAAAAUGGAGCGAUUCUAGUGAUAUCGAUGAACCCAACAACACUACAUCAUUUCCAAAAAAACCGACAUCACCGCUUAUCGAGCAAAGUCCACUUGUCAGAUCUCCAAGCCAGCAAGGUGGCUCCAAGUUUCUGAAUUUUUUCAAGAGGAGUACAGCUGGACUUGACGAGGCUCCGGACUCCCCAAAGGAGAAAUAUUCGAAUGCUGGCAAGACAAAUAACUUCUUUUCUAAAAUUCGACGAUCUCGGGUAGAUUCGCCUCAAAUUCCCUCGUCUGCAUCUCCUCCCAUCGAGGUAUCCAUGGCUGAAAAAAAUGUGUCGUCACCUCGUCAACUGCCGCCAAGUUCACCUAAAGGCAUCACAAAACCACCUCCACUUGUGCUUGAAUCACGAAGCAGCAGUGAUGCUGAUAAUGAUCGUUGUGCAACGGACGCCUUCGGAAGUGAGAAGGUGGUGAACAUACCACCUAAAUUGAUAACUACCAUUGGAGGUCACGAACGAGACACUUGGUCCUCCGGUGAUCUCGCUACGUCCCCAGUGCUCGAGGUGACGUACAACCUCACGUCGGGUCCGUCGGCGGUUUCGUCAAAUGGACGUGCGUCAGCCUCCUUCCAACCACCAAAACCAGACUUCAGCGGGCCCCUAGCGCGCAAGGUAUUGUCAGCCCCGAAGUCCUACCGCGGAGUGACCAAGAAGUGGAUUCCCACAUCCACAACUGGAUCUGGUGUUCUUGAGGUCUACAACGUACAGGGCGCUGUUGUUAGUAGAUGUCCACCAAAGACUAGCAGAACGCACGCUAACGUACUGCAAGUUAUACUGGAGGACAAGACAGUGCUACUGCUAGCUGCUGAUACUGCUGAUAAUCUAAAUCGGUGGUAUAUCCAACUCAAGGACAUUUCAACCACCCAAAGCACACCGACGAUGGCAUCUAAACGCUACAGCACCCUUGGACGAGCCUCGGCCUCUCCUGCGUUCGAGGACAAAGGUUGUUUUAGUUGA
Mesocestoides corti is the source of this 12969-nucleotide messenger RNA. The record is from the annotation of a GenBank genome assembly. NCBI's taxonomy places the organism in Eukaryota, Metazoa, Platyhelminthes, Cestoda, Cyclophyllidea, Mesocestoididae.